This is a messenger RNA of Durusdinium trenchii, 903 nucleotides long. Lineage: Eukaryota; Dinophyceae; Suessiales; Symbiodiniaceae. The record is from the annotation of a GenBank genome assembly.
GGGCAUCGCGGAGACACUUUGCAAGUCCUGGGCCAUCCCGCGUGUCAGCAGGCUUACAAAAGAUUACUGCGAUUGGGUUCAGACAGGUUCGCUCGUCUUAGUACAGCCGUCAGAAAUGGAGACAUAGAUUGCCCAUUGGAUUUGCGCUACUCUACUCGUGAGUUCACAGCUUGGACUGACAAGAGGCAAAUAGUUCAUGACUUUCUACAUGAACUUCACACGACACUGGCCGAGCCAAUGCCGGAGUCGAGGUGCUGCUCAAAGCGGCCACGACUCAUCAAGAAGCGUGAUGACAAGAUCAUUCAAAGGGCUACGGGCAUGGUAGAGAAGGCGCUGCCACCUGGGUCGUUCUGUGAAUAUUUGGCCAUGCUACGCAGUAAGCAUCCUGGCCUAAAAUGCAGUUACAAGCUCUUCACCACAGCUGCGGCCUCAGAAUUCGCCAGGAUGAUCCGCCCCAAGCUGACCGCUACGGCAAUCAUUUGCCAUGGGCGUGAUACUAUGGUUCACCUUUCCGUGCCAGGUGUUCAUUCUGACAGUUCCCACUCCAUUGAGCUGAUUGCCAGAAUGUUGGAAAGGCUCAGGGAGCGCAAUGUGGAUGGCUGCGGACCAGAGCUCCUGAUCCAAGGAGACAAUGGACCGAAGGAGAUCAAGAACAAUGCCCUGGUCAGGUACUUGUCCAUGCUCGUAUGCCACGGAAAGUUGAGACGUGCGGAAAUACACGAGGGCAUUGGUUCUCUGAUUGCAAAUUUUGCCAAGCUGCCAAGCUGUUGGAGCAGGAUUGUCAGCACACUCCCUUCGAUUACAUCGACGCUUUGUCCGCUUACCUUGGCCGUGGUGAUGUCAGACCAAACGAACCUCACUUCCAGAUGGCUAUGGUGGACCGAGUCCGUGACUGGAAUCUAG